AGUCUUCUGAUCUCUAUCUUGAAAAUAUCUUUCAAACUCGCCAAACUCCAAACUCAACCCCAACUCCCAGAUAUUUUUCCCCCACCACGGCCCCAAAAGGAAGAAAAAGGGAAAAAGAAAGCAAAGAGGAGGGACAAAAGAAUAUCAUCGAACCACCACUUUUAUUUAUAACCCCGAAAAUCCCCCAAAACUAGCUCUCUGCAUUAAUAGCCACCUCCUCUCCUCUUCUUCUCUAGAUCUCUGUCCAGCGGUUUUCCGGUGUCGAAUGUCGAUGGAUUUGAAGGAGACCGGUGAUCACGCCGGGUUUUGGACCAACGAGAAGCACGUCAAAUUCCUUAAUUCCAUUGAAGCGGCCUUCGUUCAAACCAUGCUUGAAAAUGGUGGCUGCUCCCUGUUAAUGUAUGCCACUGAUCUUCGUCUUCCCCUCGACCGCUACCUCCCCGACAGCUCUGAGUCGACUCGCGAUCUAGAAAGCAAGAAAAAGACAAGGAAACCUGUGCAUUUCCACCAUGAUCUUGCUCAACCAAAUAUCACGAACGUUGUUAGCUCGGACGUGAAUGCUCAAAGAAGGUCAUCACAACCGUACGAUGCAUCUCAAGAUCAGGUGGUCCCACAGAUUGGAGAUAGAAAAGGUGAUAAGGUUGUUGCUACUUGAGAGUGGAGACUGCA
Molecule: messenger RNA, 669 nt
Organism: Nelumbo nucifera (sacred lotus)
Lineage: Eukaryota; Viridiplantae; Streptophyta; Magnoliopsida; Proteales; Nelumbonaceae
Source: RefSeq, a predicted model, not a curated record